Messenger RNA from Apis cerana (Asiatic honeybee), 4872 nucleotides. It is a transcript of the gene Cerk, whose product is annotated as Ceramide kinase. Gene Ontology annotation, molecular function: ceramide kinase activity. Gene Ontology annotation, biological process: ceramide metabolic process; phosphorylation. Lineage: Eukaryota; Metazoa; Arthropoda; Insecta; Hymenoptera; Apidae. The record is from RefSeq and is a predicted model, not a curated record.
CGGUUUGACACGAUUCACGGUAAGUCGAUCGUGCGCCGCAGUUGUGCUCGAGCUAACGAGCGAGCAAGGUCGUUACAUAUUUUAAUUAUUUGUGUUCCAUUCGUGAGACUUGUUUCUGAUUUUCGUGUUAAUUAUUUUGUAUAUUAUAAAUCGAUCGGUGUGGAAAUGACAUUUAUACAAUCUCUUCGUUGAAAGAGCUACCUUUGGAAAGGCAGCCAAAGUCAGCCGUCAAUAUGAUGCAGGAGAUUUCAGACCAAUCUUCCAGGACAGUGCUCCUGAACACAUUCAUAGUGAAAAAGAAACGGUGCAGAGUCUACUUUCAUCGUGGCACACUCAUCUGGGAAACAGAGAAACCGCCAUACACAAGAUGGACGCUACCAAUGACCGACGUGCUCGCCGUUCGCUACGGUGAUGAUUGGAUACACGGGAUAAACUUUAAGGAGAAGCAACUGACAACGUCGCCUACGUCACCUACCGUGUGCCCGACGAAUUUCAUUCUCCACUACGCUGUGCACGGGCCAAAGAACAAAUGGAGCCAUCACAGCGUGACCAUGAGCCACACAGACCCGAGGCAAGUCGCCUCCUGGGUCAAGACCAUACGAAAUUACCUCAUGGGAUUAACCCAUCGUCCCAGAAAGAUCUUACUGUUCGUCAAUCCUUUUGGAGGGAAGAAGAAGGGUUUGAAGAUUUGGGAGAAGGAUGUGCAACCCUUGAUGACCAUUGCUGGGAUCGAAACGAAGAUGCUUGUUACAGAGAGGGUCAAUCAUAUCCGUGAUAUCCUCUUAAGUACAGAUCUUACAGAUUUCCACGCGGUAGUCUGCAUCGGUGGGGAUGGUACCCUCGCCGAGGUGAUCAACGGCCUUGUGCUGAGGACUUCGAGGGAUCGACAGAUCGACCCCAACAAUCCCGAGGCGAAUUUACCGACUCCUCGACUUCCGAUCGGCGUGAUACCCAGCGGAAGUACCGAUACGGUUGCUUAUAGCCUUCACGGAACCACGGAUGUGCAAACAGCGGCUAUACAUAUCAUCUUUGGCGACAGUGCCGGUCUUGACAUCUCCUCGGUUCACAAUGACCACACGUUGCUCAGGUUAUACGCAAGUAUGCUCAGUUACGGUUACCUGGGUGACGUGAUACGGGACAGCGAGAAGUUCCGGUGGAUGGGUCCCCAGAGAUACGAUUAUUCGGGUUUCAAGAAGAUCCUUGGGAAUAAAGGUUAUGAAGGUGAGAUUCAACUUCUUUCGGACCCUUGCCAUCCAGCGACCAGCACAAGGUGUACAAAAAACUGCACUAGAUGUCUGCAACACAUGCACAACAGCAAUUCGGAAAAAGAGAUAUCCAGAUGGAUGACUGUCAGAGGAAAAUUCUUCAUGGUAAAUGGUGCCAAUCUCGCGUGUGGUUGUGCCAGAAGUCCUAUGGGAUUCAGUCCCCAUUGUCAUAUUGGGGAUGGUUGCGUGGAUGUGAUUCUGGUUCGGCAUACUUCGCUCUUUAACAAUAUUAGGAUGUUGCUCAGGUUGUCCAGUAAACAGAAAACUCUGUACGAUCUACCCUUCGUGGAGGUGUACAGAGCGAGGGAGUUCACGUUCCGCGCCCUGCCCACCAUGCACAUGCACUCCGAUAGAGAGAUUAACAAUCGCUAUAUGAGUUCAAACCUGAGCGUGUGGAACUGUGAUGGCGAGGUGAUCGAUAACUCCAACGUGAAAAUCAGAGUACACUGCCAACUAGUGAACAUAUUCACGAGACGAGCUCAGGAACCAGUUCACGACCGGACAUGUUUCUGUUAAUGGCGAGUAGUCGGUCGAUCUGUUCUCCAAUAUCGUUUAAAGUAAGAACAAGACGAAAAUGCGUAUUUCCGCGAGACGCUACGGUAUUAAAAUCAUAGUUCCUUUGACUUGCCCUAAAUAUAAAUCGUAAUAACGAUAUAUCGCAUGAUGCGCGACGAUUAUGAAAAAUCGUCUCGAUCGGCGACGAAAGUUUCUAAAAUCUUUAAAAUUGAUAAUUAAAAUUUAGAAAUUUUCAAAGUUUUCAAACUAUAAAUCUUAAAAAUCACAACUCGCAAGAUAUCGUUAUUAGAAUGUCUGACUAUCGAUAGAAUAUUCUACUGAAUAUUUUACGUUAUAUCGACCGAGUUAUAACUAUUAAUUAAUCUAUAUUAUAAAAUUAAGAUUUGACACGAUUAAGAAGCACGUUCAAGAAAAAAGGAUACGAUAUUUUUUUUUAAGUUUGCACGAUAGUCGGCUAAUAUUUUCGCCUUUCUUAUUUUUAAAGUAUAGUCUGUAAUCGUCGAACAUUCCAUCGUCUCCACUAUGCGGCUCAGUCGAUAAGAACUUGUACUUACAAAAUUUUGUAUAACAAAAACCGGUGUUUUCCGGUAUUUUUUCGACAUUGUUGCACUGGUUGCGCAUUUUCGUACUUAAAAACACAUAUAUACACAAGCAAAUGCGAUUAUUGCAGAUUCGGUGCACAGAUGGUCUUUUUCCUGUACGAUAUUAUCAUUAGAACACCUAAGUCUUUUCGAUAGCGUUUGUUUAGAAAGAGAGUACAGUAUAAGCAACGUUCUUAUAACUCGAUCAAAUAUUUUUCAUCUGGAGAACAAGUAAAAAAAACGAAAAAAAGAAAUUAUGAAUAUUGAAGAGGAGAACAAAAUUUGAAAAAGAACGUAGUAAAGAAUGAAGUAUCUCUUCCGAUUUUCUAAGGUAACAAAAUGUUCAAUUGCUCUUUGGACAAGUUUAUAAACUAAUAUUCAAUAGAAUUUUUUCUUAAAUUUUUCAAGAUUUGAAAACUUUUUAAAGUAAUUAUAUAAAUAUUUUAAGAUAUUGAUAAAUCAUUCGAAGACAUUUUGAUCAAGCUGAUACCUGAUUUAAAUCAAUUGUUUCGUCUUCGAUAAGGUUAGAAUAAUGAUAUUUUCUUUACGAUAUCUAUAUAGACAAAAAAAGAAAGAGAAGAAUAUGUAUUUUCGUCAAAUAAGCACGAUUUUAAAAGAAUUUGCUGCGUCCUUAGAUAUAUAGAUACGUGAGGACUACAUGGCUGUUAGAGCUUUUAAGGUUAGAAUACUUCAGAGAAGUAUAGAGUGGCAUUGAUUUUAUCGAGAUAAGUAUUUCAAUCUGUUUAUUUAUAAUCUUAGAAAGAGUAGGAUCCGUGAAGAUCAAACAUAAUAAAUGACUUUUUUAUUGAGAAAUGCAUUCGAAUAUUAAUGCAUUUAUCGUUCUAUCGUUAUCUAUUAUUUAUGAAUAAUUUUCAAUCAUAUAUUUUCGUUGAUCGAUAAAAUUUAAGUUUGGUCAGAAUUUAAUGAAAACUUUUGUAUAUUUUUUUCUUAUAGUCAGCCAGGCGAGAGAAUAUGAUAGAACUAAAGUAUUUUUAUAUAUUUAAUACCGUGAUAGUUAAGAUAGUUCAGGUAGAGAGAAAAGUAGAAACAUGAAAGUCUUUUGAAACAAUGUGGCGCACCGUUUUAGAAUUAUAAUUUAAUUUUUCUUUUUUCUUUUCCGAUCUGAUUAUUUGCAGAUUGUAAAACAGAUACUGUGUAUCGUAACGAUAAAAGAUAAAAAGAAAUUUAUAAAAUUGCAAGAAGAAAGUUCGAAUAUAGCUGUGCAUCCCAUCAAUCCUUUGUUUUAUCAUAUUGAGCCGUAUUCAAGGAUGGAUGAAUAAUAUAUGAAUUCUAAUUUACGAUUCAUAAUGAUGUUACAGCACUGCUUAAAUAGCUAUUAAAGAAUAUCAUGAAGUGAAGGAUUAAAACAGCUAAAGCUCUGGAAAGAAAGUACUCUCAACGAUUGUAUCGAACGAAUCUUUCCCUUUGUACGGUCCGGUUGUAAUUAAAGAUGCGAACGACGAGUGGAAACUCUUUCCCUCGAUCUUUUCUAGUCUGUUGCGUUCGCGUCGAGACACACUUGCUCCGUCCUUGGUUUUUAGUAUCUGCAUUUCUAUUUUCAAGGGAUAGAAGUUUCCCUCGUCAAUCUUGCGUUAAUCUUGGAUAAAAUGUGAAAGAUACGAGGAAGAUAUAAAGAAAAGAGAGAGAGAGAGAGAGAAAAAGAGAAAUAUUUUUAUGGUAAUGUAAUUAAUAGCCUUUUUCUAGAGCUAAUGUUUUUUAUACGAUUAGUAUAAAACUAUGUUUAAAUUUUACAUUAUUUUUUGUGAUUUAUAUUUUUCUUCUUCUUUAUCUGUGAUAUAUUUUUUCUUAUUUGUUAAUUUUGCAUUUUCUGCUUUAGAAACAAAUAUUACAAAUAUUGCAAAGAAAGAAUAAUAUACAUUGUUCUUUGAUAGAUGAACUUUUAAAUUUCGUCCAAAACGUAUUUCUUUUUUUUUUUUUUUUUUGAAAAUCAAUGAUAGUUAGAAUAUUCGAUCAUGUGUUCUUCGAUUCUUUAACCUUUUAGGGUCUAAUCGAUGACACUUUUGGCUUAUGAUCUUUUUCGUUGCAACAGUAUUCUUUUUUUAAAAAAUUUCUUUCUUCUACGAGUUAGAAAUUAAUGACAACGAAAAAUUCUUCGGAAUUUUUUUUAUUUAAAAAUAGAUACUCGUAUUGUAAGAAACAAAGAUAGCGGACCAUAAGGGGUUAACGACCGACAGAUUCAAAAAAGAAAAUUAGCAAUUAGAUAGAGAUUAUUUUCUAGACGAGUGUGUCCAGGUUGUACAGAUAUAUAUAUAUACAUACAGAUAUAUAUAUACAUACAUAUAUAUAAAAAAAUAUAAAUAAAUAUGUAUAUAUCUAUAUUUUAAUUACGAAGUAUUUAUAUACAUAAAGCAGAAGAAAGAUAGUCGUGAAAGAAUCGCUUCCGAUAUGGCUGUAUCAACAACAAUUGUAUCAGAUUAUAUUCGUGAUGGUGCACCGAAUGUUAAGAUUGGCUGCGUAUAUUAUUAAUAAAUUGUACUUCACUUUUUCAA